Molecule: messenger RNA, 414 nt
Organism: Adineta ricciae
Lineage: Eukaryota; Metazoa; Rotifera; Eurotatoria; Adinetida; Adinetidae
Source: the annotation of a GenBank genome assembly
AUGCCGUGUGUUUUCGCCGAUUCCAGCAGUUUCCUUGCCACCGGAACCGACCGUGCCAUAAUAACCUGGGCAGGUGAUGCAAUAGAACAUUUACUAUUUGGAUUUCGUUUACAGUAUUAUGGUGCAACACAACCAAAGUUCCAAAUUGAUGAUAUUGUUACUAAAACCAACAAUAUGAGGCGGUAUCGGAUAGUUCGUAUUGAUUAUCUCAAAAGUUUGUUUCAACCGGAAACUUAUCAAAAUGUGAAGAAUAUGUCGUCACUACAAAUCCGAAAAGAAAUCUUAUUGUCUUCAUUAGUCCUCGAUGAAGAAUUAGAGAAAUUUCAAGGAAAGCGAGUUUUCGAUCCCAACGACGAACAUAACUUGGCUUUAUCACCACCAUCAUCAGAUAAAAAUGAUUCGUCAAAGAAAUGA